AAGGGUUCUCAGUGGCACAACUCAAUACACCACGACUUUCACCCGACCACCAACAAGAUCUCAAUACUAGAGAGACCUGAAGAUCUGACCAAGCUGACCAACAUUUGUAUCAACGACAUGACAAGCCAGCCUAAUGACUAUCAAACGUUCAUCUCCAAUCUACUCUACCGAAUAUCUCGAAUACCCCAUUUGCGGGCCUUCGCCUAUACCCGUCAAUACGGUGAAAUCGGAUUCUUAUCACAGCUACAGACUUGCUUGUCAUCAAUUUCUUUCCUCCGUAUUGAGGCCAGAAUCGUACGUGGAUCGCUCCAGCUGGACAGGCUGGAAGUUCUGUAUCUGGGCGUCAUUGAAUAUGACGUUGGAGAAUGGUCGUUCCCUUCACUCCGGCAUUGUGCCAUAGGUAGAGGGACACAGUUCUUUGCCUUUUUCGGUAGUACUGACAGAAAAUGCCCGAUCAGUCCGAGUUCAUUAUAUGGACUCCGGUCUCUGCUCUUUUAUGACCCUUGGAGCCUUCGAAUCGACAAGAAUUUCUGGAUUGCCUAUCCGCAUCUUGAGUGUCUCGGAGGCUAUUGGGGAGUCGAUAUUGUAGAUCCUCCCCCACCUGGCCACCCG
Messenger RNA from Acaulospora colombiana, 612 nucleotides. Lineage: Eukaryota; Fungi; Glomeromycota; Glomeromycetes; Diversisporales; Acaulosporaceae. The record is from the annotation of a GenBank genome assembly.